This is a messenger RNA of Mirounga angustirostris (Northern elephant seal), 870 nucleotides long. RefSeq names its product ferritin mitochondrial (gene FTMT). Bases 1 to 729 code for a protein of 242 amino acids. Gene Ontology annotation, molecular function: ferrous iron binding; ferric iron binding. Gene Ontology annotation, cellular component: cytoplasm; mitochondrion. NCBI's taxonomy places the organism in Eukaryota, Metazoa, Chordata, Mammalia, Carnivora, Phocidae. Gene Ontology annotation, biological process: iron ion transport; intracellular iron ion homeostasis. The transcript has a single exon. The record is from RefSeq and is a predicted model, not a curated record.
AUGCUGCCCCGUUUCUUGUUCCUCUCCAAGAAUAUCAGCCUUCCGCUGGUGUCCCUGCGCAGCGCGCGCCGGGGCUUCGCGCUCCUGCCGCUCUGGGUCUCCAGGCGCCCCUCGCGCCCCGGGCCCACUGCCCCCCUGCGCCUGCUGGCCGCAGCCGCCUCCUCCUGGGACCCAGCUGGGCCCGCCUCUGCCCACUCCCGGGUGCGCCAGAACUUCCACCCCGACUCCGAGGCUGCCAUCAACCGCCAGAUCAACCUGGAGCUCUAUGCGUCCUACGUGUACUUGUCCAUGGCCUAUUACUUCUCCCGAGAUGACGUGGCCCUGAACAACUUCGCCAGGUAUUUCCUUCGCCAGUCCCGGGAGGAGACCCAGCACGCGGAAAAGCUGAUGAGGCUGCAGAACCAGCGGGGAGGCCGGAUCUGCCUGCAGGACAUCAAGAAACCUGACCAGGACGACUGGGAAAGCGGGCUGAAUGCCAUGGAGUGUGCGCUGCUCUUGGAAAAGAACGUGAACCAGUCGUUGCUCGAAUUGCACACUUUGGCCUCAGACAAAGGUGACCCCCAUUUGUGCGACUUCCUGGAAACUCACUAUCUGAAUGAGCAGGUGAAGUCUAUCAAAGAACUAAGUGACCACGUGCAAAAUUUGGUUAAGAUGGGGGCCCCGGAUUCUGGCCUGGCAGAGUACCUCUUUGACAAGCACACCCUUGGAGAUGAAAACAAUCAGAACUAAGUAAGCCACAGGCUGCCUUCCUCACUACCCAAGCUGAGCCAAGACCCAGAGUCCACACACUCCUGCUUUCUAUCCCUUAAAAUGAACCUCUAUCUUUAUACCCUGUUAUGCUGUCCCAAUAAAGUGACUUGUAGAGAAAAU